Messenger RNA from Penicillium lagena, 378 nucleotides. RefSeq lists its product as uncharacterized. The record is from RefSeq and is a predicted model, not a curated record. The transcript has a single exon. The coding region runs from base 1 to 378 and encodes 125 amino acids. NCBI's taxonomy places the organism in Eukaryota, Fungi, Ascomycota, Eurotiomycetes, Eurotiales, Aspergillaceae.
AUGCAGGAGCCUGCUACAGCACUAUGGGGUCUAAGCAUUAGCGACGCGGACUUUGAGAAGCUUAAAGCCGGUUUCGAACCUCAGGAUCAAGAUGAUAAAUGGCACGUCUCAGUUAAGGAUCAGAGUGGGAGCGGUAGUAUCUUUGUCCACCUUGCUCGAAGCGCUACGGGCUUAGAACACUAUAUACUUGUUGUGAGGGCAGGCGACAGUGGCAGUGGUAGUAGUAGUGUGAAGAUCAAAGCUAUCACCUGGGAACAGAAGAGGGGUAAAAUGCGCAUCUCGGAGGAGCACGCUAAGAAGGAAUUAGUGAUGAUAACCAGAAGCAUUUUAGAAUGCGAUUUUGAUGCACUUCCAGAGUAUGACUCCUCGGAUCUGUGA